AUGAAUAUCAGCAUGGGUGAAAAUAAGAAGUAAGUGGUGCUUCAUAGUCGACCAGAUCCGCCCACUGUGGACCUCUUGAUGGACAUCAGAGCCUUUCCGAAAGAUCCAGUCUUCAGCGUCUUGGAGGAUGCCAUCCAAGAUGCCAAGAGGGGGUCAUCAGACAAUGAAGUGGAGACAAAGUAUCUUCAGAGCUGCAGGUACUUGGAGAUGAACAAGCGGCUUCAAGAGGUCAGAGGUGAACUCGUGCAGCAGAGGGAGGAACUGAGGACAGCUGGAGAGCAGUUGGGGAUCAGCGUGGCCAAGGUCAAAGGGAGAGCCCUCGAACCAGUCUUUGAGGCAUCACACCUCAGGGCUGGGAGAGCACCUUACCUCAGGGCUUGGGGAGCACCUUACCUCAGGGCUGAGGGAGCUAUAACUUCAGGGCUUGGGGAGCACCUUACCUCAGGGCUUGGGGAGCACCUUAUCUCAGGGCUUGGGGAGCACCUUACCUCAGGGCUGGGGAGCACCUUACCUCGGGGCUGGGGAGCACCUUACCUCAGGGCUUGGGGAGCACCUUACCUCAGGGCUGGGGAGCACCUAACCUCAGGGCUGAGGGAGCUAUAA
This is a messenger RNA of Oncorhynchus nerka (sockeye salmon), 603 nucleotides long. RefSeq names its product UPF0449 protein C19orf25 homolog. Lineage: Eukaryota; Metazoa; Chordata; Actinopteri; Salmoniformes; Salmonidae. The record is from RefSeq and is a predicted model, not a curated record.